Messenger RNA from Stylophora pistillata, 1745 nucleotides. RefSeq names its product tropomyosin-1. The record is from RefSeq and is a predicted model, not a curated record. Lineage: Eukaryota; Metazoa; Cnidaria; Anthozoa; Scleractinia; Pocilloporidae.
UGCUCUCUUGAGCUGUUGUUCCUUUCAACAGGGUGUGUUUGAGUAGGAGGCCAAUUCAAAACUCUGCGAAGCUUUAGCGAUAAACGGAGCUAUAGUCAUGUCGUCCCUCUUUGAAGACGUAAAAAACAAAAUGAUUGCUAUUAAGGCAAAGACAGAAGAAGCCGUUGAAAGAGAGCAUGUCGCAAGUUCGCAGCUAAAAAAACAGAAGCUAGAGAUCGCUUCCAAAGAUGACGAAGCUGCGGGAUAUCGAAGACACAUUGAAUUUUUGCGAAAGAAACUCGAAGAGACGCUGGUCGAAACAGACGUAAAGGGAAGUAGACUCAAAGAGCUGAAUGAUAAAGCAGAUGCUGAGGCUGUUAAGGGAAGGGAACUAACUUAUGCCGAAGUAGAAACUGAUGAACAGCUUCGAGAACUCGAACACCAGGUACAAGUGGCACAGUCCGCCGCCGAGACCGCCAAUAUGAGGUUGAACGAAGCCCAGAGAAAGCUAACUGUUAUCGAAAACGAACUGUCUCGCUCGGAAAUUCGCAAGGAUAUGGCAGUGAAGCGAGUAGAGGAAUUGGAAGACAUGAUACGUAAAGCAGGAGAAAAUCUUCGCAAGCUUGAACAAGAAGAUGUGCGUGCUAGCGAGAGAGAAACCGAUAGCCAGCAAAAAAUUCAAAUUUUGGAAGAAGAGCUGAAAGCACGGAUAGAGAAGUGUGAAGAUACUGAGAGAUUGGAGACCACUAAAUUGCGCUUAAUCGACGAUUUGACCACGGACAUAGAGUUCUGGAAUUCAAAGAAGCUCAAACUGCUGAAUGAAAUAGACGCUCUGGAACAUAUGGAUUGAAACUUCUGACUUCUGACCGUAGGAUUGUUUAGUUGAUUCGUGAGCAAGAGAGAAGCGUCGCUUCCAAUAGUUGUUCUUUUAAAUUUAAAAGGAAAUCAGAUAUGGAUUAUAAGAAAGUCAGUUUUGUUUAUAAAAAGGUUUGGAAUACUGCUGUUGCAUGUUGUUUAUGUACGUGAGAGAACUUACAAGUUUUUUAAACAUCUCAUUGACAAGAGCUAUGUACACCAUGCUGUAUUCUAUCCAGGUCUACUUGGAAUUUAUGUUGUGGUGGCCAUGUCGUUGUAAAGAUCUUGUGCUUUUUCAGAAUACGGGAAUACUGUCUUAGCUUGUGUUUGUAUCUUUUGCAAAAAAGGGUUGCCACUUGCAAACAAUUGACCUCAGGUUGAGGAUCAAUUCCAUGAUCAGUGUAAUUGUUUCAGUGUAGGGUGAAAGUUGCAAGACAUAAAGUAUUUCCAAUACGACCUGCAUGGAAUGCAACUUGGUGUAUGCUAAGGACCAUGGAAAUGCAUCUUGGCUGUGUUGUUAUUAUCAUGGAAAACUAAGGAAAGCAUUUCCACAAAAUGCCCCUCACCUAUGUCACAAUGCGAAGGGAAACUAAGAAAGAGAAAUAAGAGUUUCUUCUCUAUAGAUGGUUCUGUUUUCAAUGAUGUUUUAAAGAUUCAAUUUUUAAACAGGAAAAAGUUACAUUGUGAAUCUCGUUGUCUUGUGAAAAAGAUUUAAGGGCCAUGUGCUAAAAGUUUCAAAGAGUAUUUAGUUCUUAUAUUAUGUAACAGCGAUACGUAAUAUUUUCAGAGCUUGGAUGAUUGUUAAGCAUCUAUUACUGUAAUACAUGCUAAGCAACUUGUGUUCAUUUGUAAGCUGUGGCCAAAAAUUAGGCCUUUGAUAUUUCAAGGCAAUUAAAUGGUGUUUAAAACAA